GGACCUGUCCCCAGAGUCUGCAGCUCGCGCUUUGUUUGUUUGGGAAACAAACAUAACAGCGAGCGGGGGAAGCUGAGCGUGCAAAGCGCCCCUGCUGGCCCUGUCAACCUGGGGUUCCUGGGGAAGCUCUUCCCAGGAGUGACCUGCGCCACCCCACAGACACGCCCUGGGCGCUGUCCCAGGAGAAGGGAAAGGGGAGAAGGGCCCGCAGCAGCGGCGGCAGGAGGAGGAGGAGGGGGAGGGAGGAAGUGAACUACGGGGCAGGUGACACCGAGUUAGGUUCCCCAUCCCCAGUGUGCUUGGCAGCUUCCUUCUCGCCUGCUGCCCACGGAGGCACGGCUGUGGAAGAAGAUAUAAAGGAGACAGAGACUCUAUAAAUACCCAGCGCGAGAGCGCGCGCCCCAGAGCCUUGCGAGCCCCGGCGAGGGACGGACAGCCACCGGCGCAGCGCUCAGCCUUAGCAAGCAGCGACCAUGCACGUGAAUGGCAAGGUGGCUCUGGUGACUGGCGCGGCGCAGGGCAUAGGCAGAGCCUUUGUGCAGGCACUGCUGGAGGAGGGCGCGAAGGUGGCUCUUGUGGAUCGGAACCUCGAAGCCGGUGAGGAGAGCAAAGCUGCCCUGGAUGAGCAGUUUGAAGCUCAGAGGACUCUUUUCAUUCAGUGCGAUGUUACAGAUCAGGAGCAACUGCAAGGUGCUUUUAAAAAAACAAUUGAACGUUUUGGAAGGCUGGAUGUUGUGGUUAAUAAUGCUGGAGUGAAUAAUGAAAAGGACUGGGAAAGCACUAUACAAAUUAAUUUGACUUCUGUGAUCAGAGGAACAUACAUUGGUCUGGAAUACAUGAGAAAAGGAAAUGGAGGGGUAAUUAUUAAUAUAUCAUCUCUGGCAGGACUCAUGCCUGCUGCACACCAACCAGUGUACUGUGCUACAAAGCAUGGCAUAAUUGGAUUCACCCGGUCUAUAGCUAUGGCGGCUCAAAUGGGAAAUUAUGGCGUGCGACUAAAUACAAUUUGUCCAGGUUUUGUUAACACACCAAUUCUUCAGUCUAUUGAUAAAGAAGAGAAUAUGGGACAAUAUUAUGAAUACAAGGAUGAGAUCAAAGAUAUGAUGAAGUUCUAUGGUGUUAUGGACCCAUCGCUAAUUGCCAAAGGUCUGUUAAUGAUCAUUGAAGAUGAUGCUUUAAAUGGAGAGGUUAUGAAGAUUACAGCAUCCAAGGGGAUUCAUUUUCAAGAAUAUAGUGCACUUCCUUUUCAAUCAGGAAGGCUAUAAAUAUUAUUCUGUUAUCUUGUCUCUAAAUUAAUGUAAAAAUGUGUUUUAAACAAUUUUUUUAAAAGACAAAUGUUGUUUGUGUCCAAAGAAUGACAUGAUUUGAACUCUUUAAUGCAAUAAUGUACAGCUGUGUAGUAAUAUGAUUUCUUACUUUGAUUUUAAAAGCUACUGUUAAUAUUCUUUAUUUGGUAGAAUAAGUAUAUUGCUCAAAAGAUAUUCAGUGAUGCAGUAAUAAGGGUCAGAUUCUGCCCUUUGGUAAUUAUAUGCUUGUGGUAGGCUGUUCCCCUCCUGACCUAGUGUGGCACUCCAGGCACCCCUUGCUUCAGUUGCCCUUCUGUCAGGACUCUUAGGAGCGUCACACAGCUCAGAAGGGCAUAAGACAAAAUUCCCCUACUGGGAUUCUACUUUAUUAAAUACAAAUAAACUUGAAAUAGAAAAUCUCCCCUGGGCUUCAGAAAUCACACAGCCCUCCUCCUUGGGGCUUGUUCCCUCUCAGUCCUGGCCUCUCUGGCCUGUAGUCUCUCCCACUGGGUUCAGGGUUGCACAGCCCUCUUCCUUGGGGCCUAUGUUUUUCUGGGAGCUUUCCCCCUCCUCCGACACCUUCUCUUUGUGACCACCAUUGUGCAAUUGAGCCCUGAUGACCUUUUAGGGCCCAGGUGCUGGUUAUUCAAUUAACUGCCUAGACAAGCCAUUACAUAUUGAUGUAAAAACAUUUACCAAGAAUAUAUUCUCACUUUGACUUCCAAUUCUUUUAAAACUUAAAAGAAUUGAUGAAUGAACAGUAAAUGGCUAAAUAUUUAGCAGCAAGGGGUAACUAUAGGACAUCUGAUGAGAAUAAGGGUGCACUGCUGGCUCACAUGGAUACUUCCAAAAUGGAAGAACAGUACUUGCACAUCUUCCAGACAUUUUGCACCUUCACUUGAGCAAAAUGGCCAUUAACUUCACUGCAAGGUUGGACAAAUUGAGAGCAUGAUCAGACCUUUAUUAUAUAUUUAAUUUGUGUAAUGAAUUGUGGAUGAAGAUAAUACUGUUAACUAUGAUAGGAGCAAUUCAUUAAGAUACUGUCUGACUAUGGAACAGACGUUUUUAGGCAAACUGGGCAAAUUUACUAAUAGUGUAAACUAGCACCACUCGAUUCUCUUUAAUGAGUUGUGCCUGUCUACAAAUUGGGCUCACAAUCCUCAAAUUUGAUUGUACUUUGCUAUUGGCUGGUAGCCAGAGAUGUCUUGUAGAUCUAUUUACAAUAGUUUUAGGUUCUUUUAUAUGACCAAGUAGACAGAAUAGCCUAUGUCUAUUUUCCAUGUGUAAAAUGUGUUGCAUCUUUUUUCUGUGCUGCCUGUAGAAAUAUUACCAUAGUACUAGCAACUUCCCAUCUUCUUUUGGUUAUACAGUAACACAAGUCAUGCCAGACAUAAAAUCCAUAUUUAUAGGAUAGUGCAAAGUUGAAGUGCGAGUAUCAGUGAAAAAACUAUUUUAAAAUGAAAAAUGACCUAUUGCAAAUAAUCACCAAAGUCUGUAUUAUUGUACUUUCUAUGGAUAAUUGGGGGUGAGGAGGAGGAAAUCACUCUCUAAUUAGGGAGGAAAAUAUCUUUGUUUUUGGAAGGUUUUCUGAGCACAUCUGCUUCUUAAUUGCACUCAAAGACUAAAAACGAAAUAUGAGCAAUACAAAUUCCAAUUACUUUUAUUUACAAAUUAGAAAAAUGGAUUUUAAAGACUAGGAACAACUAGAGGGAUCUGUUAAAUGAACUUGUCUUUUUGAUAUAGCAUUGUCCUGUAUUUGUUUUGCCUGUAAUUAUAUUUUGUGUGUUUAACUUUUUUUUAAAUAUGUACUUCUCAAUUAAAUACAAAAUAAUUUAAAGUU
Molecule: messenger RNA, 3126 nt
Organism: Malaclemys terrapin pileata
Lineage: Eukaryota; Metazoa; Chordata; Testudines; Emydidae
Gene: HPGD
Product: 15-hydroxyprostaglandin dehydrogenase
Exons: 7
Coding region: 474-1265 (263 amino acids)
Cellular component (GO): cytoplasm
Molecular function (GO): oxidoreductase activity, acting on the CH-OH group of donors, NAD or NADP as acceptor
Source: RefSeq, a predicted model, not a curated record